Messenger RNA from Lathyrus sativus (Indian pea), 1269 nucleotides. NCBI's taxonomy places the organism in Eukaryota, Viridiplantae, Streptophyta, Magnoliopsida, Fabales, Fabaceae. The record is from the annotation of a GenBank genome assembly.
AUGGAGGCAAAACCAAAUGGUUAUCUGAGUGAACUAAAGAAUGAACUGCUUAAAGGAGUAGUUGUUCCAGAAUUGUCUGGAUUCCGCGAACAAUGCAUAUACAAAGUACCGCCAAGAUUACGCCAAGUUAAUCCAGAAGCUUAUACACCUCAAGUUAUUUCCAUUGGUCCUUUUCACCGUUCACAUGGUGACAACAUUUUGCACCAAAUGGAACCACUCAAACUCAACUAUCUCAAGGGAUUCCUAAAUAGAACAAAGCUAUCUCUGGAUGAUUUUGAUUUUGAUUCUCAAGAGUGGGAAAAUAGAAUCAGAAGUUGUUAUGGAGGGCUUUUUAGCUUUAACAGCAAUGAAUUCUUAAAAAUCAUUAUAGUUGAUGCAUGCUUCAUAAUUGAACAUUUUCUUAGGUUUUAUGAAUACUCAAAUUGGGAGAGAAAUGAUCCUAUAUUACUACAACCUUGGUUACUUGAUGACAUUAAACGUGACUUAGUACUCCUUGAAAAUCAGCUACCUUUUUUUGUUCUUGAAUAUAUAUACCGAUUAGCAGGUCUAAACCGUGGAUCUCCUUCAUUUUUUGACAUUACUAGUAUCUAUUUUCAACCAAUGGACCGCAACCUGCAUAACUUAACUUCGCAUAGAAUGCUAAGUCCAUACCACUUCACAGAUCUGGUAAGAGCAUUUUUGCUGCCGUCGUCAUUUUUUGUACACGAAACAGGAUGUUCAAUUGAAAAUGUAUACAGCGUGAGUCAAUUAUCAGAAGCAGGAUUAGUUUGUGAAGUAAAUGAAGGUAAAUACUUACUUGACUUGAGUUUUGACGAGGGUGUGUUGAAAAUGCCAUGUUUACAUGUCCAUCAUACAACAGAGUCAUACCUGAGGAAUAUAUUAGCAUAUGAAGAAUGUCACAUUUCAAAUCUAAAUACACGUUAUAUUUCUCAGUACUUGACUAUCUUAGGUUUUCUUAUUAACUCAGAAAAAGAUGUGAGCAUCUUGAUUGAUAAGAAAAUUAUUGUGAAUUGGAUGGGUGAUGCUAAUGAUGUGGCUACAAUGGUUAACAAUCUUCGCAAAAAUGUUUCAAUGCCUCCAUUCCGUUUACAAUAUAAGUCUGUAUGUGAAAGGUUAAAUGGCUUCUAUGAAAACCCUAUGAAUAAGCAUAAGGCUAUACUUGUGCAUGAGUACUUCAACACUCCUUGGAAAAUAGCAUCAACUGUGGCUGCUGUAGUGCUGCUUUUGCUUACUCUUAUCCAGACUAUAUGUUCAAUCGUCUCACUCUAA